Messenger RNA from Phoenix dactylifera (date palm), 571 nucleotides. Lineage: Eukaryota; Viridiplantae; Streptophyta; Magnoliopsida; Arecales; Arecaceae. The record is from RefSeq and is a predicted model, not a curated record.
GUAAGCGCCCUCACUGUCGCGCUUCCAUUAAAAUCCCAGGUCGUUCACAGCUUUUUGACUGCUCGGAUUUGGGACGCGAGAGGUAUUCGUCGGCGAUGGCUUCUAGGGUUUCGUCCAAGGGAAAGGGGAAGGCCGGGAGGGGCCCCGACGAUGGAUCGACGGCGCGAUGCGUCAAGGAUUGGAGCACCUGGGCGAUGAAGAAGGCCAAGGUCGUUGCCCACUACGGCUUCAUCCCCCUCAUCAUCGUUAUUGGCAUGAACUCUGAACCCAAACCCCAUCUCUCUCAGCUCGUCAGCCCCGUCUGAGCCGCCAAUUCCUCCGCUUCCAAUUCCGAAUUAUCUCCCCGGUAGAUAACAUCCUAUGGUCGGAGAAUUUCCUCGUAUCUGCUCCUAGUAAUAAUAGCUCUCAUUCUUAACUCAAUCCUUCCAGUUUUGUUGCAACGAAUGUGUUCUUGAACUGUAUUCUGUGACACUAGGUCAAUAUUUUUGGUUGUCUUUUGCCUAAUUCUUCCUUAAUAAAAUUGAUGUUUUUAAGGUACUACAUUGUUAAAAUUGAUGUCUUUCGCUCUUAA